CCUAACAUUCAAUGGUUGUAAGGAAUGAAAGGUUUGGAAUUCAGUUACCCGCCAAGGCAGCUGGUCAGCUGAAUUUGAAGGACCAACAACUACCAGUCUUCUCUUAUCAUCAUACUUACUUCCCUUCCUCUUCUUUUAUUCCUACAUCUAUGCCUAUUCUCCUCCCUGUUCCUCUUCUUCAUCCUCAUUCCUCAUGUUUAUGCCCAUCAAUUUUCUCAAUCUCCCUGCAUCCGUGGCAUGUGGUUAAUCCCUGCUGGUUUUUCGGCAUUCUAUGCCCUCAAUCUGAAAUUGGAGGCGCUGAGGGUCUUUCGAUUUGGGGCUGAAGGUUUCCAGCUCUUGUGUGUCUGUUCAUGGUUUCUCCAGGAAGCUGCCACAAAGCUCUGAGACUCGUAACAAGGUGGUUUAAGAGGAAUAGGACUGAAAGAAGUAAAGAGGCUUACAAGUAUGUCUACAGCAAUAGAGGGAUUGGGUCAAGAAAAGCUCCAUUUCCGCGUCCUGACCUCCCCUGUUCAAGAUGAUCAAAUUGCAUGGUACUACGCCAUUUCCUUUGUGGCUCGUUUGGUUGCCUAUGUUUCAACUUUAGGGUUACUGGUGAUUUUCAUAUUCCUAAUCUUGAAAUACUUUGGAGACUUUGGGAGCGAGACGACGACAUUCGAGGAAGAAGUGAGGGAGACAGAGACCAACCCAUUACUACCAAGCAAGAGAGUUCCAUUCACUUACGGAGCAUGUGAAGAAGACUUGGAGUCCGGAGAAGGCAAUGGUGGUUCGUCACAGGACUUGUAUGAUGGCAAAAUAUGUGUAAUUUGCUUUGAUGAGCCUCGGAAUUGUUUCUUUGUUCCUUGCGGGCACUGCGCCACCUGCUAUGUCUGUGCCCAGAGGAUUGCCAAGGGUGAUAACAGCGUAUGCCCUGUGUGCCGACGAUUCAUUCGGAAAGUGAGAAAAUUCAUUGUGCAGUAGAGGCUGUAGAGCUACAUCAUUUCACAAUACAGGCUUUGUCUUCCCAACCCACAAACAAAAAAACAAAAAGGGUAAAUGAUUGAGGAGGGGAUGAAGCUGCUGAGGGUGAGUUGAUUGAGUUUUUGAGGUACUAUUUUUUUUGGGAACAAGGCCCGGCUCGUUUUAUUGGUUCCAAUAAUUUUUCUUUGGAGGGGUUGUGUGGGAUGGUAUAAAAUAGUGGUUUCAUUUUGGUCGUUUGAUAUACAUGUUGAUUCCAUUUUCAACCAUUUAAUUAUCAAAUUUUUUUCUGAUGAGCCAUAA
This is a messenger RNA of Vitis vinifera (wine grape), 1257 nucleotides long. Its product is annotated as E3 ubiquitin-protein ligase APD1. The transcript is spliced from 5 exons. The coding region runs from base 445 to 957 and encodes 170 amino acids. The record is from RefSeq and is a predicted model, not a curated record. NCBI's taxonomy places the organism in Eukaryota, Viridiplantae, Streptophyta, Magnoliopsida, Vitales, Vitaceae.